UAAACUAAACAAAAACUUAAAACACUUGAAUUUGCAGACACAAAGAGAGAGAGAGAGGGGGUUUCAAGUGUUUGAUCUUUAGUAUUAUUAGAACUAUUGAUUCGUUUCUUUUCUUGUUCUAAAUUUGUUUAUUUCCCUCUCUCUCUCUCUCAAAGCGAUUUGGUCAAAUUAACAAAGCUUGCUCUUGGUUAGGGUAUAUCAAUUGAAGAUGAUAUUUUUCAGGGUUUUCUUUUUCUUUCAUUCCUAGCUGUUUCUAUGAUCUUUUCAACCUUGUCGUCAAUGUAAGUUGUCAUCUCUUCUCUGUUCCUUUUUUUGUUUGGUUUCCUCUCUUUUCUUCAUCAUAUUCUUCUAAAAUCUGUGGUCUUCUUUAAAAAAUGUUGCUUUGAAUUGUAUAUACUCAAGCGUAUAGACUCAUUUGCGCUAUUGACGUUCAAUUACGUUUUCCUUUUUUAAAUUUCUAUUUAUUCUUCAUAUGAAUGUGUACACUUUGAGCUGUUUCGAGUUAGGGAAAAUUUUCCGUUCCUGAGAAAAUUUAGGGUUAGGGUUAAGGUAUUGUAGAUAUGAUCAAAAACAUAUUGGGUAAAUUACCUAGGAAGCCCUCAAAAUCAUCGAACAAUGACUCGAACAGUGAGCCUUUAAAUUCAUCUCAAGUGUCCAAUUCAAUAAAUUUGAAGUCGGGUUCUCGCAUGAUCAAUGGGACUGUCCCCACAACUACUAAAUUGAAUCAGGGGAAGAAGUCAGUUCCAACUGGGACUCAAGGGGGGUCUGGUGUUUAUGAGGCUUUGCCGAGUUUUAGGGAUGUUUCAAUUGUGGAAAAGCAGAAUCUGUUCAGUAGGAAGUUGAAUAUGUGUUGUGUUGUAUUCAAUUUUAGUGACCCCACAAAGAAUCUCAGAGAGAAGGACAUAAAGAGGCAGACUUUGCUUGAGCUUCUCGAAUACAUGUCAUCUGUAACAUCAAAGUUCAAUGAGAUCGCAAUGCAAGAGAUUACAAAGAUGGUAGCUGUUAAUUUGUUUAGAGUGUUUCCCUCUUCGAGUCGUGAUAAUAAGGGUUUGGAUAUGUAUGACCUAGAAGAGGAGGAGCCUACUAUGGAGCCAGCAUGGCCUCACCUGCAGAUUGUUUAUGAAAUCCUGCUUAGAUUUGUUGCAUCGCAAGAGACUGAUUCCAAGCUUGCUAAAAGAUAUAUUGACCAUUCAUUUGUGUUGAGACUCUUAGAUUUGUUUGACUCUGAGGACCUAAGAGAGAGGGAGUAUUUGAAGACAAUUCUUCAUCGGAUUUAUGGCAAGUUCAUGGUGCAUCGGCCAUUUAUCAGGAAAGCUAUCAACAAUAUCUUCUAUCAAUUUAUUUUUGAGACAGAAAAGCAUAAUGGGAUUGCAGAGUUGCUUGAGAUUUUGGGAAGUAUUAUUAAUGGGUUUGCUUUACCUUUGAAGGAAGAGCACAAGCUUUUCCUUGUCCGUGCUUUGAUUCCACUUCAUAAACCCAAGUGUGUAACAAUGUACCACCAACAACUUUCCUAUUGUAUUAUACAGUUUGUGGAGAAAGACUUUAAGCUGGCUGAUACUGUCAUUCGUGGUCUUUUGAAGUAUUGGCCCCUAACUAAUAGUUCCAAGGAGGUUAUGUUCCUCAGUGAGUUGGAAGAAGUUCUAGAAGCUACUCAAGCUGCAGAAUUUCAACGUUGCAUGGUUCCCCUCUUCCGCCAAAUUGGUCGCUGCCUCAACAGCUCUCAUUUUCAGGUAUCAGAACGUGCAUUGUUUUUGUGGAACAAUGAUCAUAUAAGAAAUUUGGUCAACCUGAACCAUAAAGUGAUACUGCCAAUAAUCUAUCCAGCUUUGGAGAGAAACACACGAGGUCACUGGAAUCAAGCUGUUCAGAGUUUGACACUGAAUGUCAGGAAGAUAUUUUCCGAUGCUGAUCAAGCACUCUUUGACGAAUGUUUGGCCAGAUUCCAAGAGGAUGAGGUCAAGGAGAAAGAGAUACUGCAGAAGCGGGAGUCAACCUGGAAACGCUUGGAAGAUGUGGCUGCCUCCAAGGCUGUAAGUAAUGAGGCUGUGUUUGUCUCGAAGUUCUCAUCAGUUGCCAUUUCCACCAACACAAGUCCCCGGGCUACUGCCAAUGGUUUUGAGCUGCAUGCACAUUAGAAGAGUCCAUUCUGUGUAGCCAUGGUGGGCGGUGAAGGCAGUGAGCAAAUUAUUGCUAGGGCUCAUUUCUGCUGGGUCCUUAUUUUGUGACUCUGCUAGCUAAAUGUUUUAAGCCGAAGAUGGAGUGUGUGGAUACGGAGGGCACUUCAUCAUUUUGGGUUCCUGUAUUAUAAGGAUUUGGCUAUACUGGUAGUUAUUUUUGGAUUUCUUACCUGAUAUUUAUUUUGUGCAAUUAUGCAAAGAGAUUGGUCCUUUUUCCAAA
This is a messenger RNA of Mangifera indica (mango), 2397 nucleotides long. Its product is annotated as serine/threonine protein phosphatase 2A 59 kDa regulatory subunit B' gamma isoform-like. Gene Ontology annotation, cellular component: protein phosphatase type 2A complex. The coding region runs from base 561 to 2135 and encodes 524 amino acids. The record is from RefSeq and is a predicted model, not a curated record. Gene Ontology annotation, biological process: signal transduction. Gene Ontology annotation, molecular function: protein phosphatase regulator activity. The transcript has 2 exons. Lineage: Eukaryota; Viridiplantae; Streptophyta; Magnoliopsida; Sapindales; Anacardiaceae.